UGGUGCGUUGUCUGGUCGUAGCCAACAUGCGGUGCAUUCAACGUGGAUACGGGGACUGAAUUUAACACUUGUAGGCCUACAUGUCCAUGACCAGCACAUCGACCCUACAUCUCCCAGCUGUGCGUGUUUCUUCCCCAGUAACAACAUCCCACCGCGGGCGGACGGGCCCGUUCGAGGCGGGGGUCCCAAGGGAGGGAGCUCACUGUACACCAGCACCCGGACCUCCACCAGCCAACCGCCCCCCCGGUCUCCUGACGGCCGCUCCGGCCCUUCGCCUCCCAUCAGUCCGGACUCACACUGGGCUUCUCACACGCCCGAUGACAUGAUGUCACUUCCCCUUCCCCCCUCCCGCCUGGUCUCCUCGGUCCUCCCUCUGCUCCUCCUCUUCCUCCCGCCCUCCUUCCUCUCGCCCGCCCUCUCCCACGCCCCGCUGAGCUGGACCUCGCCGCAGGACCCCUGCUACCACCAUGACGGGCGUCCGCGCCACUGCCUGUCCGAGUUCAUCAACGCCGCGUACGGCGUGCCCGUCACCGCCGGCAACUCCCUGCGCCACCCCGAGCCCGGGGCCGGCGUCACCAGCGCCCUGACGGACCUCCACAACCCCCACAACCUCAGCUGCUGGAGGUCCCAGGCCGGCGGGGGCGGGGGGGGCCUGGAGGGCGGGGACUGGGUCGUCACCCUCCCCCUGGGCCGGCGCUUCGAGGUCACCUACGUCAGCCUGCAGUUCUGCCACCAGGGGGCGCCCCCGGAGCCCUUCUCCAUCUCGGUGCUCAAGUCCAUGGACCACGGGCAGACGUGGCGGCCCAUGCAGCACUACUCCAGCGACUGUCCCGGGACCUUCGGCCUGCCGGCCCGCACGGUGGCCCAGACGCGGCACCGCGAGACGGAGCCCCUGUGCUCGGACCCCCGGCCCCUGCCCAAGCACCGCGGGGGCACGGUGCUGGCCUUCUCCACCCUGGACGGGCGGCCGUCCUCCGUGGACUUUGACCACAGCCCCACCCUCCAGGACUGGGUCACGGCCACCGACGUCCGGGUGGUGUUCCACCAGGCGUCCAGCGCGGGACGCCCCGUCAGGCCCGGGGGGAGGGGAGGGACGGGGGAGGGGGCCGGUCCGGGGGUGGGGGACGGAGAGGACGAGGAGGAGGAGAGUGGGGGGCCCGGCUGGAGGGCAGGCUCCCAGGGAGCCGCCGGAGAUCAGGUGGACCAGGGGCCGGCGUCGGACAACGGUCUGACGUAUCUGGAGAGGGAGCUGCAGAACACCGGGACGGGGGCCCGGAGGGACAAGGGGGAGAAGCCCCCCAGGAAGGGCCACCGCAAGGGCCCGGGGGGCCCGGGGGGGAGGAGCUCAACGUCACGGGCGAGGGGGGCGGGGACGUCUUCGGCCGGGACGAGGCCCCGCCCCCGAAGACGAGGGCGGGGAAGGGCCGGAAACGGGGCCGCAAGAAGGACCAACCGCAGGGGCCCCCGUGUCCGGGCGCGGGGUGUCGCUGGAGGGUGGAGCAGGGCCAGGGCGGCCGAGACCACCAGGGGGGGGCGGGAGCUGAGGCGGCGGAGGAACCAUCAUCACGCGGGGAGGGGCUACGGGAAUAUGCAGCUGGCCCCUCCCCUGCCGCGGGUCUUGGCCCCGCCCCCAGCGCCCCCUCUGGCGCUCUCCGACCUGCAGGUGGGAGGCCGGUGCAAGUGCAACGGCCACGCCUCCAAGUGUCGCCGCGACGACCACGGGCGGGCGGUGUGCGUGUGCGAGCAUCACACGACGGGGCCGGACUGCGACGUGUGCGAGGACUUUUAUUUUGAUAAGCCCUGGCACCGGGCCACGCCCACGCAGCCCAACCCCUGCCACGCACGCACACACACACACACACACACACAGUGUGCAAGAACCUGCCAUCACCGUAGGAGACAAAGACAAUCUGUUUGCAAGGACGAGCCCCAAAGAUAUUGUUUAUACACCCCUCACCUGUCUGUCUGUCUGUCGGCCUGGUCUCUGUCUGACGGUCUGUCUGGCCUCUGCCUGUCUGUGUUUACGUUUACAGGAAUUCAAGAGGUCGCCCCUACCCCGGUGUUCCAGCCGCAGUACAGCAUAGCGGAGGAGUGUGUUUCUUACUGCCAACCGGCUCAGCUUGAAGUGAGGAUGAACUUGGACACCUACUGUCUCAAGGAUUACGUGUUGAAGAUCCAGGUGAAGGCCAUGGAGCGCUCGGGCCCCUGGUGGCAGUUCUCCAUCGCCGUGCAGACCGUGUUCCGCACGGGGUCCACGCCCCGCGUCCGCAGGGGCCCCCGGGCGCUGUGGGUCCCCGACCGCGACCUGGGCUGCGGCUGCCCCGCCCUCCACGUGGGCCGCACCUUCCUGCUCAUCGGCUCCGAGGAGGGGGGCCGCGACUGGGCCCCCGGGGAGAGCCGCCUAGUGGCCGACCGCUCCACCACCGCCCUCCAGUGGCGGGACCACUGGAGCCCCAAGCUCAGGGGCUUCCGGGGGCAGGACAAGAGGGGCCGUUGCCCCCCGAAAGCCCCCCCCCACCACCGCCACCACCAACGGCCACACCGCCGCCCCGUUGAGCCGCAGAGGGGCUACAUCCCGCCGCAUCUAGUGACGGGGGGCGACGGCGGCGGAACACACGGACCACACGCGCGCUCGGAGGAACCGGCCCCCGAGAGCGUGGAGAGCGUGGAGAACGUGGGGGGGACGGGCGCGAGCGCUAACGUCCGCGACGACACGCCGACCUCGCCGACACCCGAGAGCCCUGAGCUGUGGACGUUCGCUGUUUCGGCCCCCGCUAAUCCGUCCCCCGCUGAUUUGGUCCCCACGAAUCCCGUCCUCCUCACAAAUCCGGUCCCCACAACUGGGGUCCCCACAAGUUGGGUACCCACUUUGCUGUGUUCCAGCCGACCUCCCGCUGUGUGACAGGAGACACACACACAGUCCCCCACACAGGUACCAUGUGGAUAUCAGAUGUGAGAAUCACGUAAAGACACACGGUGAAAGACAUUAAUAGAGGAUAGUAAGUUAUUUGUUUGUUUGGUGUUCGUCCGCAAGAAAGGACGAUGAAUCACAGCAUUUAUUUUGAGUGGCUGUUUAUUAUUUUUGGGGGGACUAUAGCCGAAUGUAUUGUGAUGUAUCCACACACACAUAGAGCCACGCACACACGCACACGCACAUGCACACGCACACCACACACUUACAAGCCUUGGCAGGGAACUCAGAAUGUGAAAAAGUUUCUCUUCGGUAAUGUCAAGGGCUCUUUUUAGAGUUGGUCAUUUCAUAAGUACUAUAUUUGACAGUUGACAGGAAAUUAAAAUUAAAAUGCCAAUUAGUUGAAUUCAGGUCAAGACAAAAGUGCCAAAGAGUAUGUCUUAUUGACAUGUAUUAUAUUUAACACUGAUUUAUUGAUGAUUAAGUUUUGGAAAUAGAGCGUCAAUAAAUGUAUCAAUAGAACUUUCAAAUACAUUUAAUAUAUAAUCAAACACCUAACAGUUUAGCCAAAGAAAGCCAGAAAUAGAACCGACUUUUCUACCUCACAUUUGCAAUGGUGUUUGACUAAAGAUGAGCUGACGCAGAUUAUUGAUCCAAAUAACUUUCAAGGUAAAAUUCUAAUAGUUCAAAAUUAUGUUUUUUAAUAUAAUGCUACAAACAAAAUCUAUACACUGAUCUUUUCUUCUUCUUCUUCUUCUUCUUCUUCUUCUUCUUCUUCUUCUUCUUCUUAUUCUUAUUAUUAUAAAAAUAUAAAAAUAUAUUAUAUUAUAACAAAAUAUAAAUUAUUUAAUUAUUUUAAUUUCAUUAAAUCCACGUUCUUACUAAAUCUUGGGUGUCUUGGACAUGUAGAGGAAAAUAAUUUUGAAUUUUCUUUCUUUCUUUCAAGCAAGCAAGUAUUAGAGGGUUCACAUCUAGUAAGAAUGUCACAGACUAAUAGAUUAAUAGAAGGUUAAAGUGGAACACAUGAGUGAUUUGUGUCACUCUGCUGUACCCCAGGCCCGUCAAGCCUCCAACAGCUGCAGUGUAUUCACGGGUGUUUGGCGAAACGCGUUUCACAGCAAAGAGAUAUGGCCAGGAAUGUCCAACACCUUGUGCACUGUAAAGUUCACGUGAAUAAAAUCGAAAAAAGCAUUGACUUACAAAGAAGCCACUUUUUUCCUGCCACCUUGUGUCACCUAUAUUAUUUUGCCCAUUAUGUGUGUAUAUAGAGUUGCAAAGUUUGGGGUCAUUUUCACAACUUUUUAUUUUUAUUUUAGUACAAAACAAGCCUGACAAAAAACGAUAGUUUUACCCCUUAUGUUUCAUUUGACAAAUCAACAGUGUUACCCCUUAUGUUUUUUUUCAUGACGACAGUGUUACCCCUUAUGUUUUUUAUCAUUUUCACAACUUUUUAUUUUUAUUUUAGUACAAAACAAGUCUAGCAAAGGGAAUUAAAAUGACAGUGGAAAAUAAACCAGAUGGGAUUCGAGAUCUGGAAGCGUACUUUGGCAAAAACAAUAAAUGUCCGCUUUUAUCACA
Gadus macrocephalus (Pacific cod) is the source of this 4489-nucleotide messenger RNA. Its product is annotated as netrin-1-like. Gene Ontology annotation, molecular function: protein binding. The record is from RefSeq and is a predicted model, not a curated record. NCBI's taxonomy places the organism in Eukaryota, Metazoa, Chordata, Actinopteri, Gadiformes, Gadidae.